Messenger RNA from Brassica napus (rape), 2057 nucleotides. RefSeq names its product ultraviolet-B receptor UVR8-like. NCBI's taxonomy places the organism in Eukaryota, Viridiplantae, Streptophyta, Magnoliopsida, Brassicales, Brassicaceae. The record is from RefSeq and is a predicted model, not a curated record. The transcript has 5 exons. The coding region runs from base 422 to 1873 and encodes 483 amino acids.
AAGAAAAGAAAAAUUUAAAAGACAAAAACAGUGUCAAGGCAACGACCAAGCCUCUCAAAAUAUUCUGCGAACUCGACAGAGAGGAAGAAUCGCCACAAAAGAAGAAAGCUUAAGAAGCAAGAUAUUGAUUUCUCCCUAAUUCUUUUUUUUUUAUUCCUCUUCACACGUCUUCGCACCAUUCUUCUUAUAUAAGAAAAAGAACUCUGGUUUAGACUUUUGAUUUCAUUAGUGGCAAACUGAUAAAGUCAAGAGCUUUUGCUUUCCAGGUUAUCUGUCACCCAUUUCACAUUCCUCUUCCUCUUCUGCUCCUCUUGAUUGUGUUUGGUAUUCGAUCGAAAGUUUCUUUGGUUUUGUUGCCUGUUUCUCUGUUUUGAGUUCAGGUGAAUUUCGGUGGUCGCUUGAAACUCUGUUCUUUAAAAAAAUGGCUGAGAGGAACUGGUUGGUUUCCUUAGAGGAUCUCCCUUCUCAUUUGAUCUUGGAGGUAUUAACCUCUGGCCGGCUUAACGCUGUUGAUCUACUUAGCCUCGAACUGACCUCUAAGGUUUUUGGAGGGAGCUCUGGAUUGUUGUACCCUUUGAAGUUCAGAUCACUAGCUGAUUACGCUGCGUCUCGGCUUUGCUAUGUGCAUCCUGUGUACGCGGGAAUGGGUUUGGCUACGCAGAAAGAGCUCUUUGCUAACUGUGAGGGGAACUGGAAGCGGCUUUUGAGGUUCUUGCAGUCUGUGGAUCAAACCUCUGCAGGCAAUAUGCAAGUUACAACAGGGAGGUAUCACACGUUGCUAAUCAACAACUCAAAGGUUUACUCUUGUGGUUCGAGUUUAUCUGGUGUGCUUGCUCAUGGCCCAGAAACUACUCAAUGUGUAGCAUUUACUCCUAUAGAGUUCCCCUUCUCUGCUAAAGUUGCUCAGGUCUCAGCCACACAGAACCAUUCUGCUUUUGUAUUGCAAUCUGGAGAGGUUCUCACAUGUGGGGAUAACUCAUCGCAUUGCUGUGGUCACUUAGAUACUAGCCGUCCAAUUUUUAGGCCUAAGCUAGUUGAGGCUUUGAAAGGAACUCCUUGUAAGCAGGUUGCUGCGGGGCUGCACUUCUCUGUGUUUCUAUCAAGGGAAGGGCGUGUGUUCACAUGUGGAUCAAACACACAUGGACAGCUUGGUCAUGGCGAUACCUUGGACAGUCCAGUACCCAGAGCUGUUGAAUUUUUCCAAAGCGUUGGCCCUGUGGUGCAAAUUGCAACGGGACCGAGCUAUGUGCUAGCUGUGACGCAGGAUGGCUCGGUUUACUCCUUUGGCUCUGGUUCUAGCUUCUGUCUUGGUCAUGGGGAGCAGCAGGACGAGCACCAGCCACGUGUUAUUCAGGCUUUUAAAAGAAAAGGUGUUCAUAUACUUCGUGUCUCUGCAGGGGAUGAACACGCCGUAGCACUUGAUUCAAAUGGCCGUGUUUACACAUGGGGUAAAGGUUACUGCGGUGCUCUAGGCCAUGGAGACGAAAACGACAAGAUCACUCCUCAAGUUUUGGUCAGUCUCAACAACUGCCUUGCUGUCCAGGUGUGUGCAAGAAAGAGGAAGACGUUUGUAUUAGUGGAAGGUGGAGUGCUGUAUGGGUUUGGGUGGAUGGGUUUUGGAAGCCUUGGGUUUCCGGAUAGGGGAGUUUCAGACAAAGUCCUGAGGCCGAGAGUGUUGGAGAGUCUGAAACCACACCGUGUCUCUCAAGUUAGCACCGGUUUGUACCACACCAUUGUUGUCACUGAAGGUGGUCGCAUAUUUGGUUUUGGAGAUAAUGAAAGAGCACAGCUUGGUCACGACUCACUUCGUACCUGCUUAGAGCCAACCGAGAUCUUUCUCCACUGUGGCCAUUCUCGUAGUCAAGUUUGUUGAUCCUAAACGUAAAUAAACAAUUGUAUGAACUGGAUUGAGAUUGGAUUAACUGGUCAGUGUAUUUUGUAUGAUUUUGUAUCAGUUUGAUUUUUUUUUUGUUUUUUGAGUCAUGAGAUUGUAUCAAAGAUAUUUCGGGUUUUGUGGAUCGUAAAUACUUCUGGUGUGAAUUAAGCUUGUUUUUAUA